Mitosporidium daphniae is the source of this 468-nucleotide messenger RNA. RefSeq lists its product as uncharacterized. The record is from RefSeq and is a predicted model, not a curated record. The coding region runs from base 1 to 468 and encodes 155 amino acids. The transcript has 2 exons. Lineage: Eukaryota; Fungi; Microsporidia.
AUGAUCCAUGACAAGUUCCUGAUCCAAAGGACCUCUUCCUUUGAGGAGACCGUCUUGUUUUUGAUUGCAAUGACUCGGUGGAUUAAAGGAUCUCUGCAUCAAAAGUCAAUCAAAAUCAAGCCAGAACCAUCCGCUUUUCCAGAAUUGUCAGGAAAUCCCGGGGGAUUGCCUGUUUCUGUGCACUCUGGAAAUGUAGUCGAAGGUGUUUCGCUGUUCCAGAUCUUUUCCAAAAAACAUGGAAGGAGAAGCGGCCUGACCCUGGGGGAUAUCUAUUGCUCCCAGUUGUGUUGUAUCCAUUCCAUUUCGCCAGAAAAGGCAAAGGCAAUAGCCAGGAAAUAUCCCACCCUUCAAAGGUGUGUGUGUGAAGCAGAGGCAGAAUUUCUUUUGGCCAAUGUGAGCCUUCCCAAUGGACGCCGACUGGGCGAAAAGAGCUCCAGUCUUGUGUAUUCUUCGGUGUACAGAUCUUGA